This is a messenger RNA of Clunio marinus, 1767 nucleotides long. The record is from the annotation of a GenBank genome assembly. Lineage: Eukaryota; Metazoa; Arthropoda; Insecta; Diptera; Chironomidae.
AUGGUAAACGUCGACGAUAGUGUGUCAUUAACAAUGUCAGUGAACGAUGAAUCAAGUAGAAGUGAUGAAAGUUUAAAACACAUUUCACGAUCGAUAUCUUUGCGAAGUUAUAACAAAUGGUCGCCAACUGAACAUGGUGUAACACUUGCAUGGCGUGAUGUAAGCAUUUAUGCUUCUAAGAACACUCAAACAAUAAAAAGAAUUAUUAAUAACGCGACGGGUGCGAUCACAAGUGGAAGUUUGGUUGCAAUGCUUGGUGGUUCUGGUAGUGGUAAAACGACAUUAAUGUCAGCUUUAGCUUAUCAAAGCUCACCUGGAAUAAUAAUCAAUGGAGAUAUCUUAGUGAAUGGUUGUGAAAUUGGACCUUUCAUGAGACGCUUGAGUGGAUUUGUUCAUCAAGACGAUUUGUUUUAUGGAUCACUAACUGUUAUGGAACAUUUAACUGUCAUGGCUCACACGAAGUUAGAUCGUCGAAUUCAAAAGCAUGAAAUUAAUUUUAUCAUUCGCGAUGUUUUGGAGAGAACUGGUUUAAUGAAAUGUGCUAAUACAAGGAUUGGUGAAGAUGGGGAAGGUAAAGUUUUAUCUGGUGGCGAAAAGAAACGUUUAGCUUUUGCCACUGAACUUUUGACACAACCAGCGAUUUUAUUUUGUGACGAACCGACAACUGGAUUAGAUUCGUACAACGCUCAAAUUCUUGUCGAAACAUUGCGAGAAUUGGCAUUGAAGAGAAACACUGCGAUUUUAUGUACGAUUCAUCAACCUUCAAGUGAGCUUUUCGCGAUGUUUGAUCAAGUUUUGUUUCUUGCUGAAGGACGAAUAGCUUUCUUUGGUGAUCCAGACGAUGCUAUUGAAUUCUUUGCUGAACAAGGAUACAAAUGUCCAGUUAAUUAUAAUCCAGCAGAAUAUUUAAUCAGCGUUCUUUCAACGGAAAUUGGAACAAAUGAAAGAGCGAGUCAAAGAAUAUCAAGUCGAAUUUGUGAUUUUUUCGCUGUUAGUGAAGCUUCACAACAACGAGAUUUAUUGGUGAAUCUUGAGAUGCACAUGUAUGAGAGUGGAACUUACCGAGUUCAAGAUGAAAUGAAGGGAUUUAAACAACCAAAUUGGUUCACCGUCUUUUAUUGGCUUACUUGGCGAUCGCUUUUGACAGUUGUUCGUGAUCCAACCACGUUUCCAAUCUUUCUACGAGAAAUUAAAUCUGGAAUUUACACAACUGAUCAAUUUUAUUUGGCAAAUAUUGUCGCAAUGCUUCCGGGAUUGAUAUUGGAACCUUUGUUGUUUGUAAUUAUCGCUUAUUGGAUUGUUCAAUUGAGACCAACAUUGUUCGCUUUCAUAAUCACUGCAAUAUCAUCAAUUCUUGUAAUGAACGUUUCAACUGCGUGUGGAUGCUUUUUUUCAGCAGCUUUUAAUUCAGUGCCAUUAGCAAUGGCAUAUCUCGUGCCAUUUGAUUAUAUUUUAAUGAUAACAUCUGGUGUUUUCAUAAAAAUAAGUACACUUCCUGAUUAUCUGAGUUGGAUACCGUACUUUAGUUGGAUUAUGUAUGGAAAUGAAGCGAUGAAUAUUGCGCAAUGGGAUGGAGUCACAAACAUUAAUUGUACAAGCUUAGCGGCAACAGAACUGCCAUGCUAUCAAAGUGGAGAUGAAGUUUUACAGCGUUACAGUUUCUCAUCAGAUCAUUUAUACUUGAACCUCAUCGCAAUGUUUCUGCUUUACAUUUUAUUUCAUUUAUUUGGUUACAUUUUCUUGUGUCGAAGAACCAAAAAUCUCUGA